AUGCUAAAGUGGAAUUAUUUUUGUUAUCUCACAGUGUGCAAGGACCGUAUGGAAACAAGAACGUGUCAGUAUUUUGUGAGACUGUAUCGCGCCAGAAGCAUUGAUGUCUGCACGUGGAAACAUAUGACAACUAACUGCGCAUUGACUUGCAAGAGUUUGUGGUAAGAUAUCAAAAAAAAAGUAAUAAAAGUAAUUAGGACAAUCGUCGAAGUUGUGUUGAUUAAUAGCUGGGCUCACUGAUAAGCCUCUUAAACUUAAGCCAGUUUCUAAACGGUUCAGGUCAAGAAAAUUAAGUAAUUAACCUUGCCUUAAAAAUAGCAGGUUUUAAUUAAAAAAAAAAAGAAAACGGAAAUGAUUAUCGGGGUAUUUUGGAAAAGUUCUUUUCCGUUACAGGUGUGGCUCUUGGCCCUUCAUUACACCUGCCCCCAGUGGCCUCAGUAAAAUAUUUCGAGAAUUGACCGUGCUAUCAAUUGGCCUUGCGUCAGAUACGUCUUGAUUUUAUAAAAUUCCCUUGCCGGCAAUCGGGCGUGUACUUUCUACCUAAAAACUAGGAAAAAAAAAACCACGUGAGAAGAGAGAGAGAUCAAACUGAAGAUGUAUGUAGGAAGAUAUGGAAUGAUCAUUGCAGGGUAUAUAUAUUUCCAUAAAGUACGCUCUAUAAGCCAAGACUCUCCGUACUCCUGGGAUAAAUUCCUCACUCCAUGCAGAAGGAAUGGGGGAGUGAGGCGCAACCAUCUCUGGGAUCCUUUAGCUUUGGGUCCGAACAAACGUUAUUCACGAGUAGUUAAUGGUUGCUUUCAAUUGAAUACCAUCGACCAGUCAUAAAAACUAACGCUUGUCCACCUGAGCGAUCCCAAACAGCGCUGCACCCAAAGCUUGUACCCAUUCUCCAUAGAGAUUCUGAAGACCCACGUAGCGAAAACUAUUGAACACGUGUGGAGGUAAUAAGAUGCCCAUUUGUGGCUAAUGUAGUUAUCACUUUGCUCAUGGCUACGCUUCUACGUGUUUCAUACAGAACCUAAACCGAGAUGCGCUACAGCAGCCAGCAAAUACGGCUGUUGCUGGGACAACAAAACAGAAGCGCAGUCAUUUAACGGUGAAGGCUGUCCCGGUAAGGAAAAACGUUCAUACGAUUAUCUACAGAAACUAGUACACACUAGUUACAUAACAUCCUCGGAGACCCAGUGGGGUCGGCGUAACCGUUACUUAAUUAAUUAAAAGUUAACUAUUAAAUAGUAGGUAAGUAGCAAUUAAGAAAAGUCGUACACAGUAAAACUCUAAAAAAAGCACUAUAUUUGACCUGUUGUACUUGAAAGGUUCUUUUAAUAAUUAGCCAAAAAAGUUCAGAUUUGUUGGGAUUAGUUUUAGUCUUGUAAAACAUGGUUGGAGCACAUGUAAUGCUUUAUCAGAAAGUGUGCUAAACGUGAUACAGUUUUUCGACACCAGUAAGGGUAAACGUCUGUUACCAAAAUAGAGAGACCUGUGAAACAACAGCAACACAACAACAACAACAACAACAACAACAACAAAAAGGCACUGCAAAUGUCGAAGAUUUUUAGCGCGGAUGAUAAGAUAGAAAUCUAAUACUGGGGUUUCUUUAUUAUGUUAGAUCGAUCGGUUAUUGAAUCUGAAUUGAAAUAUGAUGUUUGGUGUAUUUUUAACAGAAUGUAAAGAUAACUACCCAAGCUAUUGCAAACUUCGCAUUUCAAGAUUUUCCAAAGAAAAAGCCUGCAACGAACGUGGAAGACAAAUGUGCCCGAGAAGUUGUGAAGUUUGCAGUAAGUCAGAGUACCAUUAAACCAUAAAAAAAGUUGGAUAGUUCCUUUCGAUCGCUCUCUCCGGAGAAAUGCAAAAAGAUGAGAACCGGAAAAAGUCUCCUUUCACGGAGGGGAAUACUCGCAGGAAUUCUUUUACCCCCUUGUUCUUCAAAACCUUACCCUGAUGGUUUCUGAUCAUGGUUCUGAGCAGCAGCCUUUGAGUUUUUUUAAUAUAUUUUUUUGAUAAGUUUUACUCAAAGCAGUGUUACCUUUAUCCCCUUCAUAGACUAGCGUAAAUCAGAGGAUUUACUUAUAUAUCAUGACAGUUAAAGUCAAGAGAGAACCUGAAGUACAAAACAUUUACAUUUACCAGCGGACCAAGUGCGUGGUCAUGGGAUUCACGAUCAAAGAAAAACACUCCUAUUUUGUUUACAAUCACUUAUACAAGAGCACUGCUGACUUGUUAACUUCUUAAUUAAUCUUCGCAGAAAUAAAGGCCUCGGCACAAGCCCGGCCAGACUGCCUUGACUCACCAUACGGGUGUUGUUGGGACCUUACAGCUGCCACGGGACCUGAUGGAGCCGGAUGCACAGGUGAAUAGAAAAAUGGUCAAAAAUCAUUCUUAUAUCUGGCACUCCUAACAAGGAUGGUAUUUGUUGCUCUUAAGAGUUUAAGAACUAAAAAGUAAAAACAUAAAACAAAAUGCGGCAGGGGUUAGAGCAGUCAAUUUUUGGUAGAACGCAGAGCGACAACCGAACGCCGAAUGACUCUCAAGUUUGAUCAUUCAUUAAGAAGCAGAAGGAAUCCAGUUUCGGUCAAGUUCGCCAGCUUGUAUAAUGACAAUAAAUGGAACUUAACUCACUCACUUUGCUCCUAUCCCUAAUUUAAUCACUAACCUUCAGGUCAUUCGGCGGUCAAUGACCGAGCAAACACGUUUUUGCCACAAUCACACCAGUGACCAAAAAUCUGUGCCAUCAAAAUGUUUCAACCAAGAUAAAUGUUAGCUGGAAAGUAACCAAGGUCGGUGGAUGUUAGCGUCGAAUUUCAGAUUUUUCAACCUUUAAUUCAAGAUACGUUUUGUUAACUGAAAAGCAUAUUUUACUGAUUCCGUCCUAUUUCUUUUGCAGUUUGUCGAAAUCUGUAUGGAAGAAUGUGUAAUUUGUUUGAAGACUACUGUGAACAAGAAGCAUACAAAUAUGUCAAAGCAAGUGUAGUAGAGAAAUACCGAUACAGCUGCCCAGUGAAGUGCGGGCAGUGUAGAGAGGGUGAAACCAAGUUGGAUGUUGCGACAUUCUUCCUUAAUAGUAAGUACAUCUUAUCCCUUUGCUUAGAAAACAGUCAUAAACACCUCUCAUGAAGGCCGAAUAGCAAGGAAAAAAUAAGGCUCGAGUAUGUUUCAUAGACUUUUCGUUCACUGCAAUCUUCUAAAGCGUACAUAAGCCGAGAAAUAAAGUUUGAUUAUUAAAUUAAAAUAUUUUAAACAUGCCUGGAUGCAGAUUAACAAGCUUCGCAAUUAUUUUUUCCCAUUGUAAACUGGUUUCAAAUCUAUAUUUUUUCGAUCAGGACGGGUAAUAGGGCAGCAAGGGUGGCUGGGUCAGCCAAAAAUGUUUCUGGUUGUCAACUGAGCUCGUCAGGUUCAUCAGAGCCGAUCGCUUAUUGUGCUUUUUUAACUGACAUUUUUAUUUCUCUUCUUCCCAGGACGGUUCUAAAAGGAACAGAUUUUGAUUUAACGUAUCAAAGACUGUUCAAACAAACAAACAAGAGUGUGCGGGCGACCGGCGCUCCAGAAGUAAAAGCCACCAACUGCAUUCAAGAACGAUCCGAA
Molecule: messenger RNA, 3582 nt
Organism: Porites lobata
Lineage: Eukaryota; Metazoa; Cnidaria; Anthozoa; Scleractinia; Poritidae
Source: the annotation of a GenBank genome assembly